AUGAGAGUCUUGUGUGUAAUAACGGCACUAUUGAGUGCUCUCACUCUCACGUCAUCGCAAUUCACAUACAUUUUUGAAGUCCAGGACGAAAACCGUGGCCCGAAUUCGGAACUGUUCGGCGACUUAUCUCAGUAUAAGUUUGUGCCGCCGUCUCAACUGCCCCGCAAUACAGCGCCCGCUCGUCAGCCGUCCGCACCUCAACCCCAAGAACCUCAACCACCGGUCUCUUCCAGAAGACAGGAUCGCUUCGAGGAAGAGCCGCAGCCGCGGAGGAAUCGACUGAGCGGUGCCGCACAGAACCCGAGACAGUUUGUGGUCAGAGCCCCACCGCAGGAGAAUAGACAGGCGUUGUUGAGACAAGAGUUGAACCAACUUCCACCCCAACAAUUGCAGCAAUUGCAGCCAGCACCAUUGUCAUCAGUUCAAUACCAGGCUCAGCCGCAGACAGCGAUUCCCGUCGCUCAACCGGCGCCCCAAAACUUUCCCGAACUACAGCCGCACCAAACGGCUCAUUUGAAUCCAGUGCUCAGAACUAUUGUCCCGCGACAGUCGGCACCCGCACCGGCAUCGGCCCCACAACAGGACCCUAACUUUGAGUUACUCCAGAACUUUGUUAGAUCUCAGGCUCAACCAAAUCCUUUCCGUCCAAAUGCCGCUCAGACUCUGGGCCAAAGCCCCCGCUUUAACCCCCAGUCACAGCCCCCGCCUCAGUCCCAGCCUCGACCACAACCCCAACCACAGGCCCGUCAACCGCAGCAACAGUUCAGAUCUGGACCCAGUGUUCAGUUGGGUUCCACCGCUUCUGGAUUACCGACACUUAAUAUCAAUAACAAAGACAGUCUCACAGAAGACGACUUGAGGGCCAUUGAAGAGCACAACCGAAGAGUUCAGAGUUUUCUCCGACAGCGACAACAGCAACAACAACAACAGGCCUCUCAUCCCACGAAUCGGGGCCCACCGCAGCCACAACCACAGCCUCAACCACAACAACCGGCACCUAUUGUUAGGCGACCGACAAUAGAUCAAAACACUUUGAACGAAAGAUUGGCCGCACAGAGGGCUCAACUCCAAGAACACAACGCCCAACAAGAGAGAGCACUUCGGGAGAGAGAGCACAGAGAAAGAGUGGAUAGGGAGCGACUCAUGCAGUUACAAAUCUCCCAAAUGCUGAGACCGGAAACCAGGGCUCAGGUGGCGCCACAACUGCAGACACUGCCGUAUCUGCGGCCACAACCGCAACAAUUCGGACCCGAAAUACAGGCCGGAGUUGAAUACGCGCCGCAACCAAACCAACCCGAAGAACGACAACCCGUGGAAAGACAGCCCGAAGUACGUCCGGUUCCCGUCAGCUAUAAUAACGUAAGAGUUCCCGAUAGAAGACGAGUGGCGCCGACGACUCCCGCGCCCCGAAACUAUGCCAUUCCCAGGACUACAGCCGAACCCCAACACAAACCCAGCGCUGAAAGUCAAAGACCGGCCACUUUAGGCCUCGCAGCUCUGCCCACAGACACUGAUCAGGAUGGUAUUCCUGGUGAGGCCGGAAGAGACUAUCCGACCCUCGAGACCAUUCCCAAGACAUCGUUUUCGUGCGCUCGACAACCAUUGAGCGGGUAUUACGCGGACACGGAGGCGGCGUGUCAAGUGGUGCAUCUGUGCCAAUUUGGUGGCGUCCAGGACUCGUUCUUGUGUCCGAACGGAACCAUUUGGAAUCAGGAAAAGUUUUCGUGCCAGUGGUGGUAUGAGGUCAGUUGUGCGAAUGCCCCGCGAUUUUAUGCUCUCAACCAAGACUUGUAUAAACUCCCAGAAAAAGACGAUAAACUCGACGAUAAUAACAAUCGUAAUCAGAAAUAAUGUGU
Molecule: messenger RNA, 1856 nt
Organism: Medioppia subpectinata
Lineage: Eukaryota; Metazoa; Arthropoda; Arachnida; Sarcoptiformes; Oppiidae
Source: the annotation of a GenBank genome assembly